UGGUCAUUUUUAAGCCACAAUCUCUGUAGUCCGACUUAACCCCAGAACCAGAAGACAGUAAGCCAAACGAAGCCUUAGAAAACAAGCUGAACACUGUAGAGACUUACCGGAAACGGAACUCCAAACGGGGUCGUUUUGGGAAGCAUUUUUCUCCUUCUUACUGCUUAGCUUAUGGUGUCGGUGAACCCCAACCCAGUUCAGGGGUUUUAUUUCUUCGAUCCCAUGGGUAUGGGACUCCCUGGUCUCAAUUCUCUGCCGCCGCAGACGACUUCCACCACUGCUACUACUGCUACCACUACUAAUACAACAGCGGUUAACACUUCGGCGUCUACGACGAGUUCGGCUGCUAAUACUUUAGCUUUUGCGGACGAUCCGAGCAAGAAGAUCCGGAAACCGUAUACUAUUACUAAGUCUAGAGAGAGCUGGACGGAACAAGAACACGACAAGUUUCUAGAAGCUCUUCAACUAUUUGAUCGUGACUGGAAGAAGAUUGAAGCUUUUGUUGGGUCAAAGACAGUCAUCCAGAUACGUAGCCAUGCACAGAAGUACUUUCUGAAGGUUCAAAAGAAUGGGACAAGUGAACAUGUUCCUCCGCCUCGGCCAAAGAGAAAAGCAGCUCAUCCCUACCCACAAAAGGCAGCUAAAAAUGCUCUAGCAGUCUCACAAGUGGCUGGUCCAUUUCAAUCUUCAUCUGCUUCAUUAGAACCUGGAUAUGUUCACAGACAAGAUUCAUCAUCAGUUCUUGGAAAUCCAAUGACUGGUGGAACUUUGACAACCUGGAAUUUUAACCCUGUCGCACCAGUCAAUGUGUCUCAGGUGACUAAAGAUGAUGUGGGAUUGGCUGGGCCACCAACUGCACAUAAUUGUUGCUACAGCAGUAGCAAUGAGAGCACCCCAAGGACUUGGCAAACUAGUGAAAUAAUUGAUCGAGGAGAUCAGGGCAAGCCAAUGAGAGUUAUGCCAGAUUUUGCUCUAGUGUACAGCUUCAUUGGCAGUGUCUUUGACCCGAAUGCCAGUGGUCAGCUGCAGAGGUUGAAACAGAUGGACCCAAUAAAUUUGGAAACAGCUUUGCUGUUGAUGAGAAACCUCGCCAUUAAUUUGACGAGUCCUGAUUUUGAGGAUCAUAGAAGGUUGCUCGCAUCCUAUGAUGUCAACACAGAUAAUGCAAAAUCUGGUGGUCCUUACAGCAAUAUUGUUGCUGAUAAAACUCGGUACCCUUUCAGCUCCAAAAGAAGUGAGACGUUAAAAAGUGCUUGUUGACUUUCCUAUGUUAUGGGGUCGAUAGUGUCUUGGGAAAUUUCUAUAUUCCCUUGAUCCUCUGCUUGCCCAGAACAGUAAAUGCUGGGGAUGAACAGAACGCUUUCCAAAUGAGCGGUGGUGUCAGCGAGAUCUGUAUAUAUUAUGUGUGGUAAUAGGGAAUAAUUCUCUACCUAGGUUAUAGUUUGUUCUUAGGAGUUGUGUUGGCGUGUGCGUGUGUAUGUAUAUAUAUGUAUACAAACUUGGCUCUCUGGAUAUGUAGCAUAGUUUUAUCUGAAAUGUUACGACUCUGAGGCUAUCUUUGUAUAGAGAUAUGAGUGCGAGUUUUUUAGUGUACAUUCUUGCUAGGAGUGCUUUGAUGUUAUGUAUGUUGGAGAAUCGUUUUGAGUUACGAACUCUGUAUUCAUCAAUCUAUUAUGAAAGCUCUGCCAAAAUAAGAAUUAUGUUCAAA
Molecule: messenger RNA, 1708 nt
Organism: Manihot esculenta (cassava)
Lineage: Eukaryota; Viridiplantae; Streptophyta; Magnoliopsida; Malpighiales; Euphorbiaceae
Product: protein REVEILLE 6
Exons: 8
Coding region: 172-1260 (362 amino acids)
Molecular function (GO): DNA binding
Source: RefSeq, a predicted model, not a curated record